AUGGCCGCCUCCUCCUCCGCAUCCUUCCUCCUCCUCCUCCCCUCCUCCUCCUCCACUAGAGUCCUGCUCCCCAACGCCGCGCCCCGUUUCCCAGCGCGGGCCGCCUCCUCCUCCGCGGCGCUUCCGUCGCUGUCUCUUGCCGCCUCCGCCAAGCCGUUGUCCGUCGUCUCCAGCACGAGGAGCCUCGGCCAGGCACUCGUCCCGCACGUAUCUGCUUCGCCGAGAGUGGACACCGAGGAGGAGGCGUUCACGGGCCAGAGGGAGGACGACGAGCCGAGGUUCCCGGCCGAGUUGAAGCUCUUCGUCGGGAACCUCCCCUUCAGCGUCGACAGCGCGCAGCUUGCCCAGACCUUCUCUCGUGCUGGAACCGUCGAGAUGGUGGAGGUGCGUGCGGCGAAGGGAAAAACCUUUCCGUAUCAGUUUGUUCUUCUUUGAACUUUGCUCCUCAUCUGCUUACCCCCUCUCUCCUUUGUGGCUCCUCCACCAGGUUAUCUACGACAAAUUGACGGGGAAGAGCCGGGGUUUUGGGUUCGUGACCAUGUCCACCGUCGAGGAGGUUGAAGCUGCCGUUGAUUUGUUCAGCGGCUACGUGAGUCUCUCCGCUCUCUCUUCCCUCGCCCCUCCUUACUAUGCCAAGCUCUGCCUAUUUUCCAUUUAAUUCGCCAUCUUGCUACCAUUCCACUUUCACUAUGCUGCGUUCACCGACUCGUCUUGAUCAUGCAGGAGCGAAUUAAAUUCCCAUGGUUUCUAUUUCUCAUUCCAGUAAAGUUUUUAUUUUUUCUCUCAAUGAUAUGCUACCAUUUAUCAUCUUCUCCCUCGUUCAUCUACUCGCACUAGAAUUCAUCUCCCAAUGUAAUUGCCCAUAUAAAUUUUUCUUGUUCUCAUUCAAAGGAGAAUUUUUGGUUUUCUGCGCAUUCUCUGUCUAUUGUUGCCUUGGCCUUCUGCAUUUUCUGCUUUCAAGCAUUACCCAUCAAUUGCAGCCCUUCUGCCGCAUCAUUUGGCUGCGGACGAAGUCUAGAUUCCAUUGCCCACGCCCGGUUCUUCAACGGGCCGAGGCCGAGGGUUUGAUAGGGUCUAGAUAAGUCCAAAGGCUAUUGUUCUUGCACGGUUUCCGGAGCAGCCAAUAUUUGGUCAUUGAUUAUCUUCAGCCACUUCCCUCGCCGUCAUGAUUUCACGAUGAAUUGAACCCUUCUCACAGGAGAUUCAGGGAAGGCCGCUGAGGGUGAACUCCGGGCCGCCUCCGAGCAGAGACGGGCCCCCUCCGAGGAGGUUCAGAAAUGGGUCCGAGUCUGACUCGACGAACCGGGUCUACGUGGGCAACCUCUCCUGGAGCGUCGAUGACCAAGGCCUCCAGUCCUUCUUCAGCGAGGUAGGGAGCGUCGUGGACGCAAGGGUGGUGAUCGACAGGGAGACUGGCCGGUCGAAGGGCUUCGGCUUCGUCACCUUCAGCUCCACCAACGAGGCCGACUCCGCUAUUUCUUCAUUUAAUGGAGCAGUAAGUGGAUCGCCUCGCUCUCUCUCUCUCUCUCUCUCUCUCUCUAGCUCUAGGUGUGCACUUAUAUAUAUUCAUUGUUAAGCUAAAAUAUAGGUUAAUCAGCAUGUAUUUCUUUGAGGGUUCAUCAUCGAUCCUCGGAUUCGCGUUUCUGUCAUCUCGUGCAGGAGCUUGACGGCCGGGCGAUCCGGGUCACCAUUGCGGAAGCGAGGCAAAGGCGCCAGUUUUGA
This is a messenger RNA of Spirodela intermedia, 1722 nucleotides long. The record is from the annotation of a GenBank genome assembly. NCBI's taxonomy places the organism in Eukaryota, Viridiplantae, Streptophyta, Magnoliopsida, Alismatales, Araceae.